AUGAAUAGUACAGUAUUAGCUCUUCAACUAAGUACACCUCCUAUUGUAAUUUCUGAACGUCAAUCACCACCAUUGGCUGUUCACCAGUCACUUCAAGGAAUGAAUGAGGCUAUAGAAAGUUCUUCUUCUCUUUCAGGUUCUGGAACUGUAUCUCCAGCCCUAUCUCCUAGAAUACAAACAACUAAAAAAGGUGCAGAGAGGAACGAACAACUAUAUCAAUUACAAUCAAUGCUAUUAACGCCUCCAUCAUUUUUACUUCAAGCUUAUAUAAAAGCAUUAUUAAAGAAAGAGAUUAAUGACUCUUCUCAUUUUGACAUGUUAUUUCAUUAUUUCAAAUGUAGAAAGCAAAUACCAAGAUUACUUCAUCAAAUGGCAGAACUUGAAAUUGAAUGGACCAAGAAGUGUAAUCCAUUAUUCAGAGGGAAUACAGCUUUCACAAAGGCAUAUUCAUUGUAUUUAAAAGAAAGUUGUGGGAUAGUUAUUGAAAGUAUUACUAAUAAAUUUAAUAAAGUAAUUCAAAGAGUUCAAACUGACCAAAGUUUAUUAAAUGAGGUUGAACAAGAAUCUGCUGUUUCAACGUAUUGUAGACUAUUAAAAGAAGCACUUAGUAAUAUUCCUAAAGACUUAUUUUAUAUAUUAAAUGGUAUUUAUGAAUUAACUAAAUUAAAGAGAAAUGAAGAAGAAGCAAGAAAAGCAAUUAACACCCUUCUUUUUAUGAGGUUCCUUUACACACCACUUAUUCAAUCACCAUCUUUAUUUAAAAAAAUACAGACUAUCAUCUCCUCUAUUGUAUUAAACAAAGAGGUUAAAAUAACAGAUAAAAAUAUAGAAGGGAUUGAUGAAAUAAUUAAAUCAAUCAUCAAAGGGUAUUAUGUCCCUUCUACAUCACUUAUAUCAAGUUCUGAAGAAGAACUUGAAACAACAGGAAAAGAAAUGAUGAAAAUUCUUCAAUUAAAUAAAAAGAAGAUAAUAAAAAAGUAUCUUGGAGAUGAUAGAGACCUUAACUUCAUUAUCCAAACUAAUUCUAAAAAACAAAUACAUUCAGAAAAUAUUAUCACUCAUUUUAUGAAAUAA
Molecule: messenger RNA, 1074 nt
Organism: Entamoeba dispar SAW760
Lineage: Eukaryota; Evosea; Mastigamoebida; Endamoebidae
Exons: 2
Coding region: 1-1074 (357 amino acids)
Biological process (GO): regulation of GTPase activity
Source: RefSeq, a predicted model, not a curated record